AUGUUUUUCCAUAGUAUUCUAGUUCACCAACAUCGAAAUGUACCUGUUCAUAUUCUUCCUCUCUUUUUUCUCUCUCUGCAGCAACUAUUUCUUAAGGGUUUUGGAGGAGAUUAUACCAAAGCCUAUUCCAGAGCUACUGCUGUGGCACAUGAAACCAUUUCCAAUAUUCGCACUGUUGCAGCAUUUGCUGCUGAAGAAAAGGUCUCAAUCCAAUUUGUCUCUGAACUAAACCGACCAAACAAGCAAGCACUUUUGCGCGGACACAUAUCAGGUUUUGGAUACGGCAUUUCACAGUUUUUCGCAUUCUGUUCUUAUGCUCUCGGCCUUUGGUGUGCUUCAAUUUUGAUCAAGCAACAAGACUCUAACUUCGGAGACAUCAUUAAGGCUUUCAUGGUUUUGAUAAUUACUGCUCUUUCAGUAGCAGAAACGCUCGCUCUUGCACCUGACAUUGUGAAGGGAUCACAAUCACUUGUUUCAGUUUUCGAUAUUCUCCAAAGGAAAACUGCGAUAAACCCUAAUGAUCCCGCGUCAAAAGUUGUCAAUGAAAUCAAGGGAGAUAUAGAAUUCAGAAAUGUGGGUUUUAAUUACCCUUCAAGGCCUGAAGUGACCAUUUUCAAGAACUUGAAUUUACAAGUUUUAGCAGGAAAGAGCCUAGCAAUUGUAGGCCAAAGCGGGUCCGGUAAGAGCACUGUGAUUCAACUAGUCAUGAGAUUCUAUGAUCCCAUUUCAGGGUCAGUUUUGAUCGAUGGAUGUGAUAUCAAUAACUUAAAUUUGAAAUCAUUGAGGCAGAAGAUCGGUCUGGUCCAGCAAGAACCAGCAUUGUUUUCGACGACAGUCUACGAAAACAUAAAGUAUGCAAACGGAAAUGCUUCAGAAAUCGAGGUAAUGAAAGCAGCUAAAGCGGCAAAUGCUCACGGCUUCAUAAGCAGAAUGCCUGAAGGCUACCAAUCUCAAGUGGGUGACAAGGGGAUUCAGUUGUCUGGUGGGCAGAAACAAAGGGUGGCUAUUGCCCGAGCGAUUUUAAAAGACCCGUCGAUCCUGCUUUUGGAUGAAGCCACAAGUGCAUUGGACUCGGCAGCGGAGAAACAGGUCCAAGGGGCUCUUGAUGGGCUUAUGGAAGGCCGGACCACGAUCAUGGUAGCCCACCGCUUGUCCACAAUAUGUGAUGCAGAUUGUAUCGCCGUGCUGCAGCAUGGGUUGGUGGUGGAGAGUGGUAGCCACAUCCAGCUUAUGAGUAGACAAGAGAGUGUAUACAAACAAUUGGUUAAUCUACAACAAGAGAAAGACAUAUAAGUUCAUGUUUAGUUGGUGUUUGGGAUGUGUACAAACCACUUAACAUAAAGUUGGUAUGCCUAUUAAGGAAAGGUUGCAAGUUGAGUACUACAAAUUUUUGCAAAAUAUUUUCAAUAGAGUCGAGUGAACUGAUCGACAUGCUUGACUAGCACUGCCUAACUCAAGCCGAGCCUUGUUAGACAUGUUUGGAUAGUGAUGUAAAACUUCAUAAUGCUGGGGAAUAAAGUGAUAACGAGUUACAGUUCAA
Molecule: messenger RNA, 1540 nt
Organism: Rhododendron vialii
Lineage: Eukaryota; Viridiplantae; Streptophyta; Magnoliopsida; Ericales; Ericaceae
Product: ABC transporter B family member 14-like
Exons: 2
Coding region: 1-1293 (430 amino acids)
Biological process (GO): transmembrane transport
Cellular component (GO): membrane
Molecular function (GO): ATP hydrolysis activity; ATP binding; ABC-type transporter activity
Source: RefSeq, a predicted model, not a curated record